GGAAACCACAAUGAUUACAUCCGGGGGAGGGUUUUCAAAAUAAAACAUGGCCUUUCGCACUUUUUGAAAACAGGCUACAUUUUUCAGAUGUUGUUUGAAAACAUCCCAGCUUAGGAUUUCUAACGAAGAAAUCUAUUAUUUCAGCUUUUGUUCUCCCUGUGUAACAGUAUUCCUAAAAUGUACGAAACAACAGAGCACUGUAAUGUAACAAGGCAUUGCAAUUUUACAGCAUAAUGUAAUUUACGUUCACCCCUUGAGCAAUUGUACACUUUCGUUCUGAUGUACCUGAAAAGUAGUUGAUAAGACUAAACUUUAUUUUGUUUUAUUUUAUGUAGCCUCAGUGCCACAUAACCUGAGGUUUGCUUUAAAUGCUGAAUAAAUAGCUGCUGCUUCAGAAAAACGUUGAGACUAUCAUGUCUGUAAAAAAGAUCACUUUCACUUCCUCGUCAGCUUGUUUGACAGCUGUACUUCCUCAUUAUAGUCUGACGGAGAUGAGCCGUGUGUUUGUCGGCGUGACAGCCAUGAAGGACGGAGUCCGAGCAGGAGGACAGGCGGAGGUUUCCCGCCAGGAGCUUUAUGAGGACUAUGUGAACUGUUACCUCCAGCCGUGUACAGAAGUGGGGCCGUGCCGCGAUGCCUGUCUGCUGGAGAAGGCGGCUCAGUAUCUGCUGAGGGACCCAGAACCUGGAGGGACCUUCACGGUGUUCCCGUUCUCUCAGGCUGUACGCGAGGGUUCUGGAGCCCUGAGCACAGACUACAGGAAACUGCUGUCUGCGCUUAUCAAAGCCGCCGAACUGCUGGAAACUAUCUGCGUCAAUCUAUUCCUUCAACCCUGGAAGAAGGAAAUCAAGACACUCAAGACUUUUACAGGUCCAUUUGUUUACUGUCUCCUGCCAGUUCUCAGCAGUGCUACCAUUCAGUCAGUCCUGGCCUCUAUUGGCUACCUGCCCCAUACUGAUACUCCACAAAGUGAGUACAGACUCAGUGAGGAUGCUGACCCAGACAGAGCCAUGCUGGUGGGCUUUGAGCUGCUGCUGGCCAGGGUGGAAUGCUACCACCUCCUGGAGCUCCUGGAGAAGGAUCAGCUGGGAUCACAGGAGUGGCUAGAGGUUCUCCAGAGGAGAGUGGGGCCUACAAAACUGGAGGAAUCCACAGAACAGAAGACAACAAAAGGGCAAAAGGAAGAGGAAGAGGAGGAGAAGAAGAAGGAAGAUGCAGAUAGAAAAGAGGUUCCCCUGUGUUUGGACACCAGGCUUGCAGCGAACCCCCAGCCCAAGCCUCGACGCUGCCACCCCGUCAGCGUAGACCAGUCCAUUAUGGAGAUGCAGAUGACCUACCCUGACCUGGCCUUCAGGGGCCGCCCUCUGCUACCGGACAAACCUCUCCCAGCAAACAGCAGCAGGAGCAGCAGUAAAGCUGAUCAUACUGCCAGCACUAAUAAUUACAGAGACGACAGUAAGGCUGCUGAUCUCCCCAGAAGAGAUUGUAUUAAAGGCCCCAAAGCUGCUGCUACAACUAUCCGCAGUAAAAAUGAAAAUGGUGGCAGCAAAGCUGAUGAAGUGUUUGGUGACGACAGCAGAAACAGGGGUGGGACCACCGCCCCAGGAGACACCAUCAGCAGCAGCUUCAGCAGCAGGGGUGGGAGCAGAGUUGAUGCUGAGCUCAGUGGUCCUCAGGCCAUUUCACUGCACAUCACACUGAGAGCUGAAUCCACAGCAGAGCAGAGCCUGAAGCCUGGAGAGUCUCAGCCCACAGCAGAGCCUCCUUCCUGGACACACCAGCCGACUGCAGCAGACACACUACAAGAUAAGAGGGCGUCCAACCCAGAGCCUCCCUCUCUGAGCUCCAUGGACGAGGAGCAGGAGCUGAGGGAGCUGGCGGAGAGGAUGGGCCAGCUCCAUGUACAGGAGACCAAAGAGGAAGUGAAGAGAAAAGGAGAGAGGAAGGCAAGCACAGAGGGAGAGGCGGUGAUGGAGACAGGUCCGGCGCUGAGCUAUGCUGCCAGUAGAUGCACCAGAUCCUCUCAGUCUGGUCCCGCACUGAUGAAAGAGCAGAAGCAGCACCCGUCCCUGCCGACCGUCGGUACAGCAGGCUGUCAGAGCUGUGAGGAGGGAGGCAGCGCAGGGCAGCAGGGGGGGGGAGAUACUGACGGAGCAGAAACCGGCCCAGGAGAGGAGGAGCAGCUGGCACACAGCUUUGUUAUAAUCCAUCAUGACAAGAAAUAACAUGUAUGGAAAUUAUUAAUAACCAAACUACUGAGCAAGCCCAAAACCAGUUCUGGUCAGUCUGGAAGGCCAGAUGUAACAGUUCACAAGGACAGAUGUCAAAGAGCAGGAAGAUAUUUUAAUGCACAAUCCCACUUCAGAUUUCAAACUGAGCUCUAACUGCGCUCAGGAAUUUAUUCAGCAGCUUUGGCUGCAUAGCAACACUUUUUGGAUGACAUGCAGCAGGACACACCCAUGUAUGGCUGUUGCAUUCAAACCUCCCAUUAUUGUGACUUCACAAAGUAUUCUAAGAUGGUUACCCCUACUGCUAGUCCUGUUGUCUCUCCAGAUAAAUCGUGUGAAACCGGACACAAACAGGCAGCGUAUAAAUCCUGUUUAAUUAGCUGGAAUGACUGUUAAUAUUGGAUUGUAUUCAGGCGGCUUUGCAGCCACUUUGCCACAGUUUUUUUUGACACUUCUGUAGUUUGUUUUCCACAUGUGGAAGAUAUCGUAGCUGUCAGAAAUUUCCCAAAGUUCAGACUCAGACAUGUUUCUUCCCACUCGACUGAUCCUAGCAAAGGGAGCCAAGUUGCUUCCUCAAAUUUAGUGAAUUCCUGUCACCUCCUCAACACACUGAGCGCUGUGUCCACUCAGGCUCUAGAAACUUGAUUUGUGCUCAUGACUUUGGCCUUCUUGCAGAUUCAUUACAGCUCAGAUGUGUGCCCGCUCAGUUUUGUUGUUUACUAACUUCAUUAACUAUCAUGCUGUCAUGAAUCAAAGGAUGAAAAUGUAGGUGAACUUUAAGCGUGUCAGUUACACCGCUGUCAUCAUUUGAAACCUUCUCAUGGACAGGCUGUUUCAGUCCACUCAGGAACAGUUGGGAGAUUUGCAGAGAGACAGAAUAUCCAUGUUGCAAACUGAGUGUAGCUACUGUGAAGUUGUGGUUGUCACAGAAUCAUGUUGACUCUUCCUGGAGUGAUGCAGAAUCAGUCUUCUGAGUGUCACACACUCAGCCCUGUAGGCUUACUUCUGGCUGUAAAAACACUGUAGUUUUCUCCUUCCUGAAGAGGAGCAGCUGCUCCGGCUUUAAUGUUACAGCAGAGGAGCAUAGUGAGUUUAUGGAUAUUUGUUACCAGUGGAGUACACUGUAACUUAGAUAACUGGAACUCACCCUAGCCACUAUUCAUGUAGGACAAAACUAACCUUUUUUUACAGCCACAAGUCAAGUAAAAGGGAAUAGUUUUCCAUACAACGUACUUUCACUGGCACAUUCCAUGAAAAGAUUUUCUAUUAUAUCCUGUCCAUAAGUCAUCCUGUUUUCAUGAAAUAACAUUCCUUUAAACAAUUUACAAAGUUUUGGUGUGAAAGGUGGGCCUUUGACCCAUGAAUCAUGAAGAUUCUAACAAAAUGUCAGAUGGUUGGUGAUUGUUGUGCCUAUACGAUUCCAAAACAAUACACCUUUGGUUUGUUAGUUUGCUGUAUAUAAGCAGGUUUUAUAUAAAGACUAUUUUCUAUUUAACCAAGCCAAACUUGCCUAAAUGUGUCAGUAUUUAAUGCUAUGGUGUUAUUAUCACUAGUAACACCACAUAUUUAAAAAUAAAUACACUUGUGGUUUGGA
Molecule: messenger RNA, 3822 nt
Organism: Siniperca chuatsi (mandarin fish)
Lineage: Eukaryota; Metazoa; Chordata; Actinopteri; Centrarchiformes; Sinipercidae
Exons: 6
Coding region: 414-2225 (603 amino acids)
Cellular component (GO): cytoplasm
Source: RefSeq, a predicted model, not a curated record